Durusdinium trenchii is the source of this 1830-nucleotide messenger RNA. The record is from the annotation of a GenBank genome assembly. NCBI's taxonomy places the organism in Eukaryota, Dinophyceae, Suessiales, Symbiodiniaceae.
AUGGGACUAUACGUGCUGCUUGGGCGAGGGUGGCCCUGGCGAGAAGUGUGGGGAUUGGCAGUUCAUCGGUAUCGUGGCAGCCAGCAUGUUGGCCUUAGGAAUAUCAUCGGAACGUUGGCUUUGACUGUGGCUUUGCAUCGCCAACCAUCCAUCGGACAUGCCUGGGAAGAGGAUCGGUCGGAUCGGUUGCUGGAGACCAUCCGAAAUGGUGCGCACCUACACCGAACAGUGGCCCAGAACAGAUGGUGUGUGACCCUGGCAGACCUGCAACAGUUCAAACGGCUGGUUUUUCAGGCCGUGCGGAAGGGAGUCAUUAAGCCAACCGAGCGUGACCAGUUUCUAGCCUCCGACACCAGGGUUGGGCCUUCAGUCUACACAGUGGUUGAUCAAUUCGUCAAACCAAUGACCAGAGCUGCAGGGAAUGUUAGUUGGGCACUGAUGAAGCACCCUGAAGGUUUACUGUGUGACGUGUUCAUCACUCACGCUUGGGCUGAAGGCAUCUACGAAUUUGUGGACAAAGUCACACAGUCGUGGCCGCGCGGAGCAACAGCCGCUUAUGUGUGCUUCUUAUCAUACCCUCAGAACCUUGACAUCUCUGAUUUGAUUCAAAGCCCAAGAGAAUCACCUUUUGCCAGGGCCCUAGGAAGCUCGCGUCUUGUGAUUGCAGUCCCAAAUCAUGUGUGCAGCAUCUACUCGUACAUUUGGUGUGUGUACGAAGCUUUCUUGGCCUUCAUCUGGGACAAGCGAAUUCGGGCUGCAAAAAGCCCCGUGGUGGGUUGGCUGAGCAUGCUGCGAGUCUCAUGCACCGCUUUUGCAACACUGGGCGCCUGCAUUUUGAUCUUGAUGUCCCAGGCGACCUACUACGGUUUCACCGCCGAUUUCGUGCAUUUGGUGCGUCAAAUACGAUUGGUGAGCAUCAUCCUGUCGGCUUUGUGUGGCGUUUGUAUCAUGGUGUUUUUCGCAUUGGGGAAGCAUGCGUGGAUAUCGUGUCAGAUUGCCAUUUUGGUCUUCGCCGUCGUCGUGGAAAUGUUUGUUGCGGCAGAUCUUUGCUUGAAUGGGGCUACCGAUCCGCCAGUGAUUUGCGUGUUGCUGCUGUCAAUUCUUGCCUGCGGUGCCGUGGAGGGAGACCGCCGGCAAAGUGAGGAAACUUGUCGACAAACCCAAGAAUUGCGGCGAGGUUUCGCGGGGACUGUGGGAGCCUCCGAGAAGAUUCAUGCCUUUAGCUCCAGUCCUUCUGAUUUGCAAAACAUCUUGGCCGAGAUAGAGGGGCACGCCAGUGUGAACGCAGUGGACAAAGUGGUUGACACGCUCCUAGCAUUGGGCCUUUCAGGAAAGGAGUUGCGCCGAGUGACCGAGCAUGUGGGGCCCCUGGGCAAUGUAUCGGUCUGGAGCAAGGCCCUCUUCGUUGCAAGUUCGGGUCUGAUUUGCUUCCAGUGUUUCCAAGUGUACAGGUACAGGAUCCUGAUUGAUACCUCCACGCUUCACUACAUAUUGCUUGGUGUUGCUUUGUUAGAAGCUAUCCUUUGGCCUGUGAUCUUCCUACUCUUGCCAGUGGAAAGGAAAACUUUUGCUGCGAGAUGUUUGCCUUUGUUGCUGCUGCUUUCCCCUGGAUUUGUUGGCCUGUGGGGGUGCUUUCCAUACGAUGCAACAGCUCACUUUGGCGUAAUCCCUGUCAUCCUAUUGAUUACGCUCCUUGGUCCAGCUCGCAUAGCGCAGAUCCCCGUGCUGGGGCCAGCAGCGGUUCGCCUAGUCUUUGCGCGACGACCCUGGAGAACCAAGGGCAGUGGUACCAGUUUCGAGGCCACGACCGUGCCAAUGCCAGGUGUGUAA